Oenanthe melanoleuca is the source of this 2678-nucleotide messenger RNA. Its product is annotated as 11-beta-hydroxysteroid dehydrogenase 1-like. Gene Ontology annotation, molecular function: steroid binding; 11-beta-hydroxysteroid dehydrogenase (NADP+) activity. Gene Ontology annotation, biological process: steroid catabolic process. Gene Ontology annotation, cellular component: intracellular membrane-bounded organelle; endoplasmic reticulum membrane. The record is from RefSeq and is a predicted model, not a curated record. The transcript is spliced from 7 exons. The coding region runs from base 1555 to 2451 and encodes 298 amino acids. Lineage: Eukaryota; Metazoa; Chordata; Aves; Passeriformes; Muscicapidae.
GCAGCACCCUGGCAGGGAUGGGAGGCUGAAACUGCUUGUACAGGAAAACUGGGCUCGGUUCUGUCCAAAAUAUUCCAUAUUUCAGUCCUUUAUUGCAAAAACUCAACCCCUCAAUUCCUGCCACCACCAGCAAGGCAGGCCAGUGCUGGCUCUGGAAUCCCCCAGUGCCUCCAGCCCCCAUCCCCUGGUGCCACCAUGGAGUAAAGAACACGAUUCCUUCCUUUCCCACUUGCAGAUGGUGCACAGAGGUUGGUGAUUAUUGCUUCACUGAUGCCAGUAAUAAGCUAAAAUAUCUUGAAAAGAGCCUCUCUCCCUGGCAGCUGCAGACAAGAUCCCAGCUCAGAUAUGGUUAAUUACUUCAUUUUCCUUCCCUUUCCAUAGCCAAGGAGUGAAAUGGUUGCCCCAUGAUCACAACCCAGGCUCCAAGCAAGGCAGGAAAAGCAGAGUGACUGCACUGGUGUUAUCUGACCCAGUGUGGGCUGAGUGCUUCUUAUCAGAGGGAAAGUUGAGACUAGAGUAGAAAGGCAGAAAAGGGAAAAAAACUCACCCAUAAAGCAGUAGCAAGGCCAGAGAGCAACUGCUCUACCAGGCACACCACUGAAUUAAAGCACUUGUAUUUUAAAGAUAUGAGGGGAAAAACCAUUAAACAAUUCUGUGUGGUUGUGUUAGAGAGAGCCAGGCAGAGUGCUGUGCCCCAGACACCAGAGCACAGAGCACUGCUGCCCUGCCACCAGGCUCCUGCCCUGCUUUUGUCCCAGCUGAGGCUCUGGCAGGGCAGCAUUUCCCCAUCUCUGGUACUGCAGGAUGGAGAUCCCAGCCCAGACCAAGGCUGGGAAUGCUUUAUCCCCAUGGCACAGGAUCCCCAGCAUGGAAUGUGCUGCUGCUGAGGCUCAGGGUGUUCUGUGGGUUUUCCCCAAGAUUAUAUUCAUUUAAAAGCCAGAACAGAGCUCUUGCAAAACCCAAAGGAGGAACCACAGCAGCAAGGCCACUGAUUUCUCUGCAGAAAACACAUCCAGUGUUUCCCUGCAAUCCUCCCUGUGCCCCUUGGGGCUGAGGUGGCUGCACCCCACAGAUGGGUCCAGCUCCCUCAGCUGCUCACAGACAAAAAGAAAAGAGAUUAAAAACUCAGCCCUGCCUCAGCAGAGCACUCCUGGGGCUGUUUGGGUGCAAUGCUGAGUCCCUGCUGCCAGCAGCCCGUGGCAGGAGCUGCUUUGGGGCACUCAGGACAAGUGUGGGUGCCCCCCAUGCCAGGCUGGGUCACAUCCCUGCAGGAAUAAAGGACAAUGUUUAACCACCUGCACUGGGCUCCCUCUGAUGUUCUCCAAGUGAAACUUGAUGCUGCUCAGCAAAGACACACCUCUUCCAGGGUGUUGUGCAAAAUUCUGCAUUUUAAUGUAGGACAGGAAAUAUGAAAAGAGCCGGGCAGAACCCAAACAGCCCCGCUGGCCAGGCCGAGCAGCAGGGAGCAGAGCAAAGCCUUUGCUUGGCUCAUCCAUCCACCCACCCGUGAUUUUCCAGGGCUCUGGAAGCUGCAGCUCCGCCGCUCACAGUGGGAUGGGUCGGUUGCAAAAGAUUCUGAUUCCCUUUCUGGGAUUGGUUUUGGCCUUCUGGUUCUAUUCUGCGAGGGACACUUUCAAACCGGAGAUGCUGCGGGGGAAGCGGGUGAUCGUGACGGGAGCCAGCACAGGGAUUGGGGAGCAGAUGGCUUAUCACCUGGCACGGAUGGGCUCCCACGUCCUCGUCACUGCACGGACAGAGGCCAAGCUGCAGAACGUGGUGCAGCGCUGCCUGCAGCUGGGAGCAGCCUCGGCGCGCUUCGUCAGCGGCACCAUGGAGGACACAGCCUUCGCCCAGCGCGUGGUGAGGGAGGCACAGACCUCGCUGGGAGGCCUUGACAUGCUGAUUCUUAACCACGUUGGUGCAUCCUACUUUGGCUUCUUUGAUGGGGACGUGGAGCACGUCCGAAAGCUCCUGGAAAUCAACUUCCUCAGCUACGUGGCCAUGACCACGUCAGCCCUGCCCAUGCUGAAGGAGAGCGAGGGCAGCAUCGUGGUGGUUUCAUCCAUGGCAGGUAAAGUCGGGUUUCCCUUUACCGUCCCCUACUCUGCGACUAAGUUUGCCCUGGAUGGAUUUUUCAGCUCCCUGAGGCAGGAAUUCGCCAUUCAGAGCAUUAAUGUUUCCAUCACGCUCUGCAUCCUCGGCUUCAUCGACACCGAGCGCGCAGUGCGCGCUGCCGCGGAGGUGCUGCAGGAGCGGCCGGCGCCGCGGGACGAGUGCGCUCUGGAGAUCCUCAAGGGCGCGGCGCUGCGCCGGAGGGAGCUCUACUACCGCUACAGCUCCACGCGGCUGCCGCUGCUGCUGCGGGACUGCGCCGCCGAGCUCCUGGAUUACCUGGUGCGGAGCCGCUACCGCCUGCCCGCGCCCCCCGGCGCCCCCCGCCCGCCGCACUGAGCCGGGAGGGUCCCGGGCACCCCCGUCCGUGCCCGGCAUCGCCACCGGGAGCGUCCCCGGGCACCCCGUCCGUGCCCGGCAUCGCCGCCGCCCGGUCCGUGAUGCGCUGGCGGCACCCGCAGGGACAGAACGGGGCCGGCAGCGGCGGCUCCGUGCCCUGCUCGCCCCCGCCCGGCCGCGGAGCGAUAAUUAUUGUUAAUUGUUAAAUAAAGUGUAGUAACCGGACA